UGACAGUUCGAAUGUUGAAAACUUCGAACAUUACAAGCGGUUUUGUGGUUUGCUUCAACUCCGAUUGUAGUAUAUGAAAUUGUGUUUUGUUAGUAUUUUUGAUUAAAUAUUUAAAUAUGAAUUUCGCAAACGAUUGGGUUAAUGCUGCUCACAGCACGGGCACGUCUAUUAUGGCUGCAGUAUUCAAUGGAGGAGUUGUAAUUGGUGCUGAUUCUAGAACGACAACAGGGGCAUACAUUGCAAAUCGUGUGACUGACAAACUUACCAAAGUCACAGAUCAUAUAUACUGCUGCAGAUCUGGCUCAGCCGCAGAUACACAGGCAAUUGCAGAUAUUGUUUCAUAUCACCUCAACUUCCAUGCAAUGGAAUUGGGUGAAGAUCCUCUUGUUGAAACAGGAGCUGCAGUCUUCAAGGAACUGUGUUAUAAUUAUAGAGAUUCUUUAAUGGCCGGAAUUUUGGUAGCUGGUUGGGAUAAACGUAAGGGUGGUCAAAUUUAUUCUAUUCCAAUUGGUGGCAUGUGUGUCCGCCAGAAUAUUGCCAUUGGGGGUUCUGGUUCAGGCUAUGUGUAUGGUUACAUUGAUGCAAACUACAAGCCUAACAUGUCUCAAGAAGAUUGUGUUAAAUUAGUGACAAACACAUUGGCAUUGGCUAUGAGCAGAGAUGGUUCUUCUGGAGGUGUUAUUCGUUUAGGAAUCAUUACUGAGAAGGGUAUUGAAAGGAAAGUCGUGCUUGGUGAUGAAUUGCCUAAGUUUAAUGAAAAUUAAGUUUAAAAAUUAUAAAAAUUUUUUUAUAAAAUAAAGAAUAUACAUUAAGUAAA
Messenger RNA from Aethina tumida (small hive beetle), 817 nucleotides. RefSeq names its product proteasome subunit beta type-6 (gene Prosbeta1). The transcript is spliced from 5 exons. The record is from RefSeq and is a predicted model, not a curated record. Bases 117 to 764 code for a protein of 215 amino acids. Gene Ontology annotation, molecular function: threonine-type endopeptidase activity. Gene Ontology annotation, cellular component: proteasome core complex. NCBI's taxonomy places the organism in Eukaryota, Metazoa, Arthropoda, Insecta, Coleoptera, Nitidulidae.